Messenger RNA from Larimichthys crocea (large yellow croaker), 2212 nucleotides. It is a transcript of the gene micu2, whose product is annotated as mitochondrial calcium uptake 2. Gene Ontology annotation, biological process: calcium import into the mitochondrion; mitochondrial calcium ion homeostasis. Gene Ontology annotation, molecular function: calcium ion binding. The transcript is spliced from 12 exons. NCBI's taxonomy places the organism in Eukaryota, Metazoa, Chordata, Actinopteri, Sciaenidae. The record is from RefSeq and is a predicted model, not a curated record. Gene Ontology annotation, cellular component: uniplex complex. The coding region runs from base 75 to 1334 and encodes 419 amino acids.
CACACACACACACACAGAGUACGGAAGCCGCCUCGGUGUGUUUACCGAGCUUUGUGGAGGAAGAAGAAGGAAAGAUGGCCACCUGGGGAAGACUGGCCUCCGUGCUGAGGGGCGCUGUGAGGAGUCCUCGGUCUCUGAGGAGUCCCGCGCUCCGCCGUGCAGUCGGUCCCGGUCUGUUCGGCUGUGCUGUCGGUACCGGGCUCGUCUUGUUCUACAGACAGCGCGCUGACAGGAGGACUCUGCCCUUCUCCGUGUUGGCCGAGGAGCAGAAAGAACCUGCAGCUCCUCAGCUGUCUGCCAGACGGAUCCGCUUCAACCAGUUCGCCUCAGUGGUCUACCAAGACGAGCCCUACAUGACCCCCAGAGACUUCCUGUUCUCUGUGAUGCUGGAGGACGUUGACCGGAAACUGCAGAAGAGAAUGUUAACACAGCAGGAAGUCGACAGAAUGUUGGUGUCCGCCUCUAAAGUCGGAGCUGGUAACGAUCUGUUCAGAACGUUAGGAGACAAUGGUUUGAUAUCGUACACAGAGUAUCUCUUCCUGCUGACUAUCCUGACCAAGCCGCGUACAGGAUUUCACAUAGCUUUCAAAAUGCUUGAUGUUGACGGCAAUGAGCAAGUGGACCAAAAGGAAUUUCUCAAGCUGAAGAACAUCAUCGGGAGCAGCAAAAAGAGAAUUCCUGUGGACGGCACAGAGAAACCAGCGGAGGAAGGAGAGCACGUGAACACAACACUGCAGGCCUACUUCUUUGGAAAGAAGGGAGACAACAAGCUGCAGUAUCAGGAGUUCCGCAGGUUCAUGGAGAACCUCCAGUCUGAAGUCCAGGAGAUGGAGUUCAUGCAGUUCUCCAAAGGCAUGGACACCAUGCGGAGAGAAGACUUUGCAGAGUGGCUGCUACACUACACCAACGAAGAGGACAAUGACAUCUACUGGGAGAACAUGAGGAAGAAGAUCCCUGCGGGACAGAGCAUCACGUUUGAUGAGUUCAAAGCUUUCUGUCUCUUCACCAACAACCUGGAGGAUUUCUCCUUUUCACUGAAACUCGUCAUCGGAGCGAACCGCCCCGUUGGAAUGGCCCAGUUCAAGCGAGCCGUGAGGAUCGCCACGGGCCACGACCUGUCCGAGAACGUGCUGGAUACCGUGUUCAAACUCUUCGACAUGGACGGAGACAACUGCCUGAGUCAUAAGGAGUUCAUCGGCGUGAUGAAAGACAGAGUGCUGCGAGGUCUGAGGGUGCAGCAUCAGGCCGGCUUCUCUGGCUACUGGAAAUGUGUGAAGAGAGAGACCCUGAAGGGAGCCCAGGAGGCGCUGGGGGACGGCAGGUGUCCCAUCUGAACCACGGUGGACGUCUCCAAAUAAGAUGAUCACUCCUACCACUGCCCACCUUUGUAUCUUAUAAUCAAAAAUGUGGUGUGAACAUUAGAAAUGUAAAAAAAAAAGGAUUACACCACUAUGUCUGUGUAUGAAUGUUUACAGAUCAAGAACGUGUGUGUGGUGUGUUUACAUGUUUUAUCUACGGACUCAUGCUUUUUUUUAUAUUAGAGCGGCUGAUCACUUUUAAUUCUGCACUUACACACUCCUUUUGCUUCUCACACGCGGUGUCUGUGCUUCAAGAAGGGAUGCAUGCUGAUUCUGCUCUCACGAUUAUCUGGUGUGGGUUUGUUGAAAUAUUCAUGGAAUAAAAAAAGUUUUCUAUCAGUCUGAACGUUGCGCCGCGUCGUCGAUGUUCACACAACAAACCAGCUCUAACUAAUAACUAUUUUGUAAUUUAUUGUAGAAUUGACCUGUCAAGAUCACAUGAGUAUGUGGGGUUAACCAUUGAAGAUUGUGAUGCUAAUUAUCUUACCAUACAUAUAAUUCAAAAAGUAAAUAGACAAAACAAGCUUACUUCUGUGAUAGAUGAACAAAUUAGUGACUGAUGCCAAGGUUAUCAGUGAAUACAGCAUACACAGCUACAAUACAAUAAAAUUACAUUGAGCAUGAAGCCAUCUUUGGUCUUCUUAUCACUAUAAACAAAUACAUAGAAAUUUGUAUUGUAUCAAAAAUAGAAAUUACAUAGCCAUAUUGAAAGUAAAUUCACAUUUUUGACAUACAAUAUAAGGAGAUUACCUAAGAGACAUAUUGUGGGAUUACAUUUUUUCAAUCCUUGGCGUUAAGGACCCAAUGGUUUUGCCACGUUUUUGAACAUUCAUCUGUUUUUUUUACUCCAAAAA